Molecule: messenger RNA, 2678 nt
Organism: Colossoma macropomum (tambaqui)
Lineage: Eukaryota; Metazoa; Chordata; Actinopteri; Characiformes; Serrasalmidae
Gene: gnl2
Product: guanine nucleotide binding protein-like 2 (nucleolar)
Exons: 16
Coding region: 130-2343 (737 amino acids)
Cellular component (GO): nucleolus
Molecular function (GO): GTP binding
Source: RefSeq, a predicted model, not a curated record
CUGAUGACGUGUUUCCGCCGGGUUGCAUGUGGACUUUUACAGUAACACGUGUAAUUCAGCAGUGAGAGGAAAGUCUCGGCUUUAGUCUUUAUUUCACUUAACAAGAGGGGUUUUCAGUCGCAAACCAGAAUGACGAAACCAAAAUUCAAGGGCAGAAGUUCCAUAAAUCCGUCCAACUCCAGCAGUAAUCCCGAUCGAGUAAAGGGAACUGGAGGGAACAACAUGAGGGACCGUGGCACUAUCAAGCGUCUGAAUAUGUACCGGCAAAAACAGAGAUGUAACAGUCGGGGUAAAGUCAUCAAGCCUUUACAGUACCAGUCCACUGUGGCCCCUGGGACUGUAGCCAGAGUUGAACCCAACAUCAAAUGGUUUGCUAAUACUCGGGUCAUCAAGCAGUCAUCCCUCCAGAAGUUUCAGGAAGAGAUGGGUGCGGUGAAGAAGGAUCCAUACCGAGUGGUGAUGCGCCAGAGCAAGCUCCCCAUGUCCCUCCUGCAUGACAGAAUAAAAGCACAUAACUCCAAGGUGCACAUUCUGGAUACAGAGACAUUUGAGACCACGUUUGGGCCUAAGGCUCAGAGGAAGAGGCCUAACCUGAGUGUGGGGGAACUGAAGGAGCUAGCUGAGAAUGCUGAGGCUUCAGCUCAGGGCUACAGUGCAGAGAAAGACCGUGACCUGGUGACUGAAGAUAGUGGAGUCAGGGAAGAGGCUCGUGAGGAGAUCUUCAAGAAAGGACAGUCGAAGAGGAUCUGGGGCGAGCUGUAUAAGGUAAUCGAUUCUUCAGAUGUUAUCAUCCAGGUGCUGGACGCUCGAGACCCCAUGGGCACCCGGUCACAGAACAUUGAGACCUACAUGAAGAAAGAAAAGCCCUGGAAGCACCUCAUCUUUGUGCUCAACAAAUGUGACCUUAUUCCUACUUGGGUGACGAAACGCUGGGUUGCAGUGCUGUCUCAGGAGUACCCUACGCUUGCCUUUCAUGCCAGCCUCACCAACUCCUUCGGCAAGGGCUCUCUUAUUCAGCUCCUCCGUCAGUUUGGAAAGCUCCACACAGACAAGAAGCAGAUCAGCGUGGGUUUCAUUGGUUACCCCAAUGUAGGAAAGAGCUCCAUCAUCAACACCCUGCGCUCCAAAAAGGUCUGCAAUGUGGCGCCCCUCGCUGGUGAGACCAAGGUUUGGCAGUACAUCACACUGAUGAGGCGUAUUUUCCUUAUUGACUGCCCUGGCGUUGUCUACCCCUCUGAGGACAGUGAGACUGACAUUGUGUUAAAGGGAGUGGUCCAGGUUGAGAAGAUCCGCAACCCAGAGGAUCACAUUGGAGCUGUUUUGGAGAGAGCGAAGGCCGAGUACAUCCAGAAAACAUAUCGUGUCCCAUCCUGGAGCUCUGCCGAGGACUUUCUGGAAAAGCUGGCCUUCCGGACGGGGAAACUACUCAAGGGAGGAGAACCUGACUUGUCCACUGUCUCCAAAAUGGUGCUAAAUGACUGGCAGAGGGGACGCAUCCCCUUUUUCGUCAAGCCGCCUGGAUUUGAGAUAGAUGAAGAGGCUAAGGCACUGCUGCCAGUGGAGGCAUCUGGAGUGGAAGCAGAGCAGGACGGUUGUGAAGACAGACCUGAGCAGCAGAGCACAGAGACAGCAGAGGCCACUGAGCAGGAUGUCUCACUGCUGCAGAGACAGAAACAUGAACAGGUGCAAAUGAUCCUGGCCAGCGUCAGACAGAACUUCGGCAAAAUUAAUGUAGCCCCGGAGUUCAGUGAGGAGGACCUUGUGCCAGUGGAUAUGCCUGACCUCCUUGACUCUUCAGAAUCGGAGGAGGAUGAAAAAGAAGAUGGGAGUGAGGAGGAGGAGGAUGAGAAUGUGGAGGAGACUGGAAAGCAAGAAGAGGAGAGUGGAGAAGCCGAAGAUGGAAAGGAAUUGUCUGCAGAUGGCCCUUCUGCCAAAGCAGAGGGCAAAAGUGCACGGGAGGUGAACAAAGAGUUGGACGAGAAGAUAGCCAAAUUGAAGCAUUUCCUGGACCGUGCCAAGUCCAAACGCUUUUCUGCCAUCCGAAUUCCCAAGGGCCUUUCUGAGAAGGUGUUUGUUUCAAGCGAAACAAAAACAGCACAGAAGGGCAUAAAGAAACCACAACCGAAAGCUGUGACGCAUGUCGGCAGAAAGAGAAAAGCUCAGGAGGAUGAGGAGUCAGCGCGGCCAACCAAACUCACGUCUAAAGAGAAAAGGAGAAUGGAGCGUACCCAGAAGGUGAAGAAGGUCGGAGUCCGUUAUUACGACACACACAACGUGAAGAACAAAAAUAAGAACCGGAAAAUGCCCAAGGAAGGCAGUACAGGCAGAAGAGCCAAGCGAUAAGACCAUUUGCUCUGACGUAUGCCUGAGCACACAUAUUUCUAUGGACCUGUCUAGUUUGGGACAUUGGGGUGGGAGGGGAGGUAUAGCGAUGAAGAGCAUUUACUGUGAGGGUUUGAUUCAUCUCUGAUUUGAAUCAUUACUUCACAGAUAUACAUUUCUUGCACCAUCCAUCAACAUAACAAUGAUGAUAAUGAGCUGCUACACCAUCCUUAUGUGUAAAAGCCCAAGGAGGUUUUACCAGUGAUUACCUGAAUACUGUUGACAGAAAAUUUCGUUGUUCAGCAGCACUGAAACUCAGUGUGUGAGAAAAUAUCAAUAAAGUGGACAGCAGUGGA